Molecule: messenger RNA, 446 nt
Organism: Ruditapes philippinarum (Manila clam)
Lineage: Eukaryota; Metazoa; Mollusca; Bivalvia; Venerida; Veneridae
Source: RefSeq, a predicted model, not a curated record
CUUGGAACGUAGUAACUAGCGUCAAAACGUUGUAACUAUCUGUUCGGGUAAGAUUUAAACAAGAUUUAUGCCUUAUAUAGUAAAUGAGUUUUUCAGAUAAUUAAGAAAUUAAUUGAGUAAGGGCAUACUCUGAGCAUAAUGCUUGAGAGGGACCUUGGUUGGAAUGCAAGAUGUCCUCUCGGUUUUCAGAUCUACAACUGCCGAUUUCAUGAUUCGAUGCCGAAAAGUACGAGCACAAAUGUUUCAAAGAUAUGUGGACCGAAUUAUAGCACAUAUUCAACACUUACUGAUCUUAAACACGUGCAAACGAGUAAUGAUUUUUUAACAAGAUUGACUCGGUAUAAUUUGCCAUCUCUUUCAAAUAAAUGGAAAAGUCAGAUAUCGAGAGCAUCUAUGUCUUCACCCAGGAAGUCUACAAAGCCUUCAGGAAGGAUUGAACAAAUAAG